GGAAAUCCUUAAAGAAGACGAAUCUGGUUCACUAAAAGCUACCAUUGAGGACAUUCUUUUCAAGGCUAAGCGAAAAAGACUCCAGGAACACCAUGGACAGGUUCGACUCGGGAUGAUGCGUCACCUUUAUGUGGUCAUUGAUGGAUCAAGAACUAUGGAGGACCAAGACUUAAAACCCAACAGACUUACUUGCACUUUAAAGUUAUUGGAGUAUUUUGUUGAAGAGUACUUUGACCAAAAUCCUAUUAGUCAGAUUGGCUUAAUUGUAACAAAGAGUAAAAGAGCUGAAAAAAUGACAGAACUUUCAGGUAACUCAAAAAAGCACCUAACUGCUCUGAAGAAAGCAGUAGAUAUGAACUGCCAUGGAGAGCCAUCUCUAUAUAAUUCCUGAAAUUUGGCUAUGAAGACUUUAAAGCACAUGCCAGGACAUACAAGCAGAGAGGUUUUGAUAGUCUUCAGCAGUUUGACAACAUGUGAUCCAGCCAACAUCUAUGAUCUAAUUAAGUGCUUAAAAGCGGUUAAGAUCAGAGUAUCUGUCAUCGGUCUAAGCGCUGAAGUUCGAGUUUGUACUGUGCUUGCCCGAGAAACGGGUGGAACAUACCACGUUAUUUUAGAUGAAAGUCAUUAUAAGGAACUGCUGAUGCAUCAUGUUAGUCCUCCACCUGCCAGUUCAAGUUCUGAAUGCUCCCUUAUUCGAAUGGGUUUUCCUCAGCACACUAUUGCUUCUCUAUCUGAUCAAGAUGCAAAGCCAUCUUUUAGCAUGGCUCAAUUGGAAAACAACAGUGAGCCAGGUCUUACGCUGGGUGGAUAUUUCUGUCCCCAGUGCAGAGCCAAAUAUUGUGAACUUCCUGUGGAAUGCAAGAUCUGUGGUCUUACAUUAGUUUCUGCACCUCAUCUGGCUCGGUCUUACCAUCACUUGUUCCCUUUGGAUGCCUUUCAGGAAGUUCCUCUGGCAGACUAUCAAGGGGAGCGGUACUGUCAAGGCUGCCAGGGAGAAAUGAAAGAUCAAAAUGUUUACAUAUGUAAAGUAUGUCAGAAUGCAUUUUGCGUGGAAUGCGACUUGUUUAUUCAUGAUUCUCUACACUGCUGUCCUGGCUGUAUUCAUGAGCACCCAACUCCAGCAUCUGUAUGAUGCUGCCUCUUAUUAGAAGCUGUCAUCUCUGUUUCAUUUUUACAUAAGUCUGUUGUGUUUAUUCAGCCAGAGCUCUCACUGAAGCACAUCAAAACAAGAAGAAAGGUGUAGAUGAAUACAAAAGGAUGAAUGCUGUCUUGGGAGCCAAUUU
Molecule: messenger RNA, 1283 nt
Organism: Tinamus guttatus (white-throated tinamou)
Lineage: Eukaryota; Metazoa; Chordata; Aves; Tinamiformes; Tinamidae
Source: RefSeq, a predicted model, not a curated record